Molecule: messenger RNA, 2697 nt
Organism: Monodelphis domestica (gray short-tailed opossum)
Lineage: Eukaryota; Metazoa; Chordata; Mammalia; Didelphimorphia; Didelphidae
Gene: TNFAIP8
Product: TNF alpha induced protein 8
Biological process (GO): regulation of apoptotic process
Cellular component (GO): cytoplasm
Molecular function (GO): cysteine-type endopeptidase inhibitor activity involved in apoptotic process
Source: RefSeq, a predicted model, not a curated record
CUCUCCCUUUAUUUAAGCAAGCUCUCUUCUCCGCUCUGAUGACGGGACUGAAGGUACGAGACAAGAAUGGUCCUGCUGACCUGGGCCGAGCUCUAACGAUCCCAACUCUUGGGUCUCUGCCACUGGCUCCUGCGACUUCUUCUUCCAUUCCCUGGUAGGCGCGUUCGUGCCAGUGCGUGGUUCUCGCCCUAGAAUCUCUAGGUGCAGGAGACGGUCCUACCACAAUGCUAAAGCCAGAACUCAGAUCCCCGUGCCUUUACCUACCACUUGCGAUCUCUGAAGCAAGCAUUUAUUGGCCGCCUAGUUUGUGCUAUCCCAGGUGCUAGUCUCCGUGGAUUGGAGCACAAUCGUUGAGUAAUCCAUCCCUGCCAGGCAUGGCAAGUUUCAAGCCCAUCUUCCCUUUGUGGCGGUGAACUCCCCGCUCCACAGCCAUCCCUUGGACUCCUAGACCGGCCCCCGACCGCCAUCUCUCUAAGGAAAAGGGAACUUUGUUUUUAUCCUGGAGGCCAGAAGAGUUUUUGGUGGAGCAGCGGUCUAAUCCUCAUCUCCAGGUCCCAGGAUUCGAAGCAUCCUAAAAGCCCAGCCACGGGUUCCCUUGGCGUUCUGCUCCGCUGCCCUUCAGUCGUGCCCUGCCCUUCACAGCUGGCUUAGCUUCCUCCCCGCCCCCCCAGGCACGUGCCGCCCCCUUUCCUUUCCCACUUCCCGCUCGGCCCCCCAGCCCCGGCCCGGCUCAGCCCUGCCCCUCCCUCCUCCCCAGCUUUUGGAUUAGAGCUCCGCCCCGGCCCAGAUAACCUCACUAGCCAAGUCUGGGGCAGGAAGACUCCUCCUCCCGGGGCCCUAGUAAAUACCUCCCCCGCCUCCUUCCAGCCCGCGCAGCUGCUCCUCUGGGCCAAGUGAGACUGGGCUGCUCGCGACCCCGGCUGUGCGGCUCCCUUUAGGAACUUGAGGCGUUCGCUUGGUGCCUGUGCCGCCACUGCCGCUCAUUUUCAUGGCUACAGAUGUCUUUAAUUCCAAAAACCUGGCUGUGCAGGCCCAAAAGAAGAUCCUUGGGAAAAUGGUGUCCAAAUCUAUAGCAACCACCUUGAUUGAUGAUACAAGCAGUGAUGUUUUAGAUGAACUCUACAGAGUGACCAAGGAAUACACUCACAACAAGAAGGAAGCUGAGAAGAUCAUCAAGAACCUAAUCAAAACUGUUAUCAAGCUGGCCAUUCUGUACAGGAAUAAUCAGUUUAACCAGGAUGAACUAGCACUAAUGGAGAAGUUCAAGAAGAAAGUUCAUCAACUGGCCAUGACCGUGGUCAGUUUCUAUCAGGUGGAUUUCACCUUUGACCGGAAUGUGCUGUCCAGACUCUUGAAUGAAUGUAGGGAGCUGCUCCAUCAGAUCAUUCAGCGCCAUCUAACUGCCAAAUCCCAUGGACGGGUUAACAAUGUUUUUGACCACUUUUCAGAUUGUGAAUUCUUGGCUGCCUUGUACAACCCUUUUGGAACCUAUAAGCCUCACUUGCAAAAACUCUGUGAAGGAAUCAACAAAAUGCUGGAUGAAGGGAACAUCUGAGAGCCUGGAUUGCCAUUUUGACUGUGGAUGCAUUUCUUGUAAAUGGAGCACUGCUGAUUUAUGAAGGAAAAUAACCAUAAGAACCCCGGCUUGUUUGGUUUUGUGAUUUGGAGAUUAUAGAUACUCCAGAAAGACUUUGCCAAAUCCGUUCUCUGAUUAUGAGCCGUCUUAUUCCCCAACCACCAAGACUAAACAUCACGUCAGAGUGCUGCAUGGGGGCCUUGACUUUUAUUUGAAGAGGAGACUAGUGCCAAAAUACCUGAUUAAAAGCUACCAAGUGUUGAACAGGUCAUGAAAAUGAUGUUAAAUAAUGCAAAUGGCAAGAACGUUUUAAAGGGAAGUCCUUGUGAUGAUGGUACUACACCUAUUGUAGCUAACUUGUAUAAAGUUAUAUUUUUUUCACUUAUUUUCCUUCUUGAGGUGUGUUUGCUCAAAACCAAACCGAACCGAACCGAUCUUCCUUUUGAUGCCAACGCUACUUGAGAAACAACUUGGGUUUUCUACUUCUACCUUUGAUGCUUUUGCAAAGUUUUCCUCGAUAGUGUUAAGAUCCACGUCAAGCCAAAUCAAUUGCCAUGAAAAUUUUACUUUGAUUUUCGUGCCCUUCGAGUAAAGUUUUAGCCUUUGAGGAACAGGAAAUUAUAUUUAAAAGAAAUCAUAGUAUAAUAAAAUAUAUUAUAAUAGGAAUAACGUGUGUGCCCAUUUAGUACUGAUGGCGAUAUCUGUGUUUCCCAAAAUGUCAUGGGGCCAUGUUUACCUUGAGCGUUUGUCAGUGCAGUUGCUGGAGUAUAACUUGGAUGUUGUUUUGAAAGUGUUUUUCUGUUAAAUGUGGGAAAGACAUAAAUUUCAAAACUAAGAGAAAGAAGAAUGACAAUCUGCAAUAGUAUGGGACUCUUGGUAUGGGACCACCAAAAGCCAGUGACCAGUUGGUCUAAUAAACAGAGAGACCCAUUGUAAAUGUAUGGGUAGUUUUAAAAAAAAAGAACUUCCCAAAGAGCAAACAGAUCCAAAUGAAUGGAUUUCAGAUAUUUGAGAGGCUUUGUUGUGAAUACAUAGAAUGUCACUUUUUUAUUUAAUUACCAAAGUUGUUUAUUUUUUGUUGGAUAUUUUGAUGAUUAAACCAAAGAACAUUUGCACUUACA